Messenger RNA from Anopheles nili, 2010 nucleotides. Its product is annotated as E3 ubiquitin-protein ligase HRD1-like. Gene Ontology annotation, cellular component: cytoplasm. The record is from RefSeq and is a predicted model, not a curated record. Bases 1 to 2010 code for a protein of 669 amino acids. The transcript is spliced from 5 exons. Lineage: Eukaryota; Metazoa; Arthropoda; Insecta; Diptera; Culicidae.
AUGCGCACCCUUGGACUAUCGGUGAUCAGUAUGCUACUGACCGGGUUGGUAAUCGGUAAUGCAUACUUCCAAAAGAAACAAUUCUACCCGUCGGUUGUGUAUAUCACCAAAUCCAACCCGAGCAUGGCCGUUAUUUACAUACAAUCACUAGUACUGGUGCUAAUGCUAGGGAAACUGAUGAAAAAAAUCUUUCUCGGAACAUUGCGAGCAGCUGAGUUUGAACAUCUGAUGGAGCGAUUCUGGUACGCUUUAACAGAGACCUGUUUGGCGUUUACCGUAUUUCGAGACGAUUUCAAUCCAAAGUUUGUAGCACUGUUUACGGUGCUGCUUUUCCUGAAGUCCUUCCACUGGUUGGCUGAAGAUCGUGUCGAUUAUAUGGAACGAAGUCCAGUAAUCGGAUGGUUAUUUCACGUCCGGGUGGCAGGAUUGUUGCUCUCACUCGGAUUGUUCGAUUAUGAACUUAUUUCGUACGCGUAUCAGUCCACCAUCGCCAAGGGCGUGACGGUGCAGUUGGUGUUUGGCUUUGAGUACGCUAUUCUGAUGACGAUGGUCAUCAACACGGCCAUCAAAUACAUUUUCCAUGCUGCCGAGUUACGCUCGGAUACACCCUGGGAGAAUAAGGCGGUAUUUCUCCUUUAUACUGAGCUAAUCAUUGGUUUCACGCGUGUCGUGCUGUAUGUGGUGUUUGUCAUCCUGAUGGUAAAAAUAUUCACUCUUCCGAUGUUUGCCUUCCGGCCAAUGUACUAUACGAUGCGCAAUUUCAAAAAGGCGCUGAACGAUGUAAUUCUAUCUCGGCGCGCCAUUCGCAACAUGAACACGCUCUAUCCUGAUGCAACACCUGAGGAGCUGCAAAUGUCGGAUAACAUUUGCAUCAUUUGCCGUGAAGAUAUGGUGAGCAACUCAAAGAAGCUGCCGUGCGGCCACAUAUUCCACACGGCGUGCCUGCGCUCCUGGUUCCAGCGACAACAGACGUGCCCAACCUGUCGGUUAAACAUUCUGCGCACGCCCAUCACUGCCGCUACUGCGGCUGCCAAUCCGGUGCCAAACAAUAAUGCAAACGAAACGGCUACAGGUGCCACCGCGGGUAAUGCAGACAACAGUCGUCCAACAAUGACCGCUGGUGCUGGUGGUACUUUGCCUGCUGGUACUUCUAAUGGUCUUGCAACGCCAGCGACAAAUGCUUUACCAAUGUUUCCUCCGGCUCCAUUGGUACUUCCUCCGUUUCCCUUUGUCGGUAUGCCCUCGUACACAAUGCCUUUACCGCCCGCACCACCUUCGCUAGAGACGUUAUCCGACGAGGAAGUACGUGCGAUGGAAGGAAAUGAAAGACGACAUAUUGAAGAGCGUAUCAAACACCUGCAGAACAUACGCACUCUGCUUGAUGCGUCCGUUGCGUUGAUGAAUCAAUACGCGGCGAUUACUGCCCGUCUGCCACCGGAAGCUGUCGCUCAUCUGCAGCAGCAGCCAAAUACACAAACCGCCGAUUUGCCUUCAGGUGAGGCGACAGCAACAACGUUACCAACAACGACACCGGCGAAGGAAUCUUCUGAUUCAUCAACCACUACUUGUGCUGGUGUUGAUAGCGGUAGCAGCAGCACCAGCAACAACAACGGUAGCAGCAUCAAUAGUAGCAGUAGUAAACAUAACACUAAUGUUAGUGAUAAGGAUAAAAGUAAUGUAAGCAAGUCCUCUGGUGAUUCGGGAUUCAGUCAACCGAAGUUGGAAGAUCUAGGACCAAUUAGCAGCGACGAGGAUGAGUCGUCAGUGAAACUAAAAAAGGAGCCCUUACCGAGCUCCAGCAAGGCAUUCCUUAUCACGCCCGACCAGUUGCAAGAUGAGGUGUCAACUGAGACCCCCUCGAUGCCGUCAAAGUCGCCAACGGUCAACGGGGACAGCAGUGAUGGCGGCUUAAAGCGACCAGAAAGUUCCGCCAUGAGUGAACUGCGCCGUCGAAGGUUGGAAAAAUUUGGCUCCCCAGCGUCACCAGGAUCGGCGGAAAGCCAGCAGUAG